This is a messenger RNA of Colletotrichum karsti, 339 nucleotides long. RefSeq lists its product as uncharacterized. The transcript has 3 exons. The coding region runs from base 1 to 339 and encodes 112 amino acids. NCBI's taxonomy places the organism in Eukaryota, Fungi, Ascomycota, Sordariomycetes, Glomerellales, Glomerellaceae. The record is from RefSeq and is a predicted model, not a curated record.
AUGCAGUUCUCCAUCGCCAAGGUCGCUUCCCUCUUCGCCCUCGUCUCCGUCGCGACGGCCAACCUCCACGACAACUGCGCCUGUGACAACGGCGACAGCUACAACUGGCGCAUCACCACCAAGGCUUGCGAGCUCUACAGCUCCAAGAACUACCAGUGGGGUGUCGGUGUCUACGACGCUCCUUCCGGACGCUGCGUCAAGAAGACCGACAACGACCAGCUCGCCGGUAAGGAGUGGGAGGCUGCCUGCCGUGAGGUCGCCAGCACCGGCUUCGACUGUGCCGAUGGCAAGGGCCUGUACUGCAAGGCCAACCCCGACGACGUUCGCGGCCGCUGCUAA